Molecule: messenger RNA, 3444 nt
Organism: Anas platyrhynchos (mallard)
Lineage: Eukaryota; Metazoa; Chordata; Aves; Anseriformes; Anatidae
Source: RefSeq, a predicted model, not a curated record
AAAGACCAGGGCCAGCAGGGAGCAUUCAGGGAUAAUUCAGCCCUUCCUUCUCAGGGCAGAAGUGUGGAAACAGCUUUAGAUGAGCUCUGGGCCCUGGAGCUGGCUGAGCAUCUGCCAGAAGUACAUGCAAAGCAUGAGAAGGUUUUGAGUCCUGUGUGUGAACCUUCUGUCAUGGCCCUGGAUCGGCGGGACAUCUUCCCAGACACUAAAAAACAGUUGGGAUUUGUUGUGGAGCAAGGACAAGAGCUAAAAGCUCCACGUGAAAUCCAAGUAGAUGGCUGUCCUGAUCUGGGCCAGAAGAGGCAGAGUAGAGGGAGAACUCCUCGGAAGUCAGGAGCUGCUACCAUGACCAAAGCCAGAGGAGAGCAGGAAAAUGAGCAGUUCACAAGCUCUGCUGGUUGCUCCCCAACCUCCUGAAAACCCUUGGAAAGCCGACUGGGAUCAGCUGCACGUCUCCAAAGCCACCCAUUGAGAGGAUCUCUGCAUCGGGCCAGAUUAAGUCUUUAAUCAAGAGGACAAAAGAGACCUCGAAUGUGCAUCCCAUGAAUCGGGACCUCUCUCCAAGGCGUAAGCUAGGUCCUGCGAUCUUUCACAAGUCAGAGUCCCAAGAUCGCUUGAUUGAGGAGCUGCAGGACAGACUGGGCAUCGCCAAGCAGGAGGAACAGGAGGAGUGGAAAAGCCAGGAUGACUGGCUGACAGAGGGGGUCGUAAUCACUGCCACACCCCAGGGAGAGGAGCAGAAUGGUGGACAGCAAGUAGAGAAGGUGGUUUUCCCUCCAGAGUCCCCGCACCCCCCGAGGAGGACGGUCUCUGUUUCAGCCUCUCCCCCGCUCCUGCCUUCCACAGAAGCUGCAAAGACAGCCCCUGCUCACGCUGCUGCCCCUCAUGUCCCUGGCCCCACACCUCUCCUCCCUCUCCCACCUCAGCCUUCCCACCCACCAUCUACCUCUGCUCCUCCUCCGGCCUCCUCCUCCUCCUUCAGCUUGGCUCCCCAGCCUCUCUUCCAGUGGGAGACUUCUGCUGAUGAUUAUCAUGAGCUUUCUGGUGGGGGCACCCCUCCUUCUGAAGAUCCUGGGCGCUCCUCUCCCCAGCCUUGGACCCCUAGCACCAAGACAGUUGUUUCUGUUGGCUGUCAGACUGAAGAUGAGGCUUUCUUCCCACAGAUGCAGGUGACCUCCGCUCCUCCCCUCGUCGGCAGUGCCAGUCUGCUGGCUGCUCCGGCACCCCUGGGUGCCCCCAGCCCUGAGAAGUUCAUGGCGCAGGGGAAAGCCGGCAGCAGCUCCCCGCCGUCCACAACCCCCAAACCUGGCAGCCAGCUGGACACCAUGCUGGGAAGUCUCCAGUCUGACCUGAACAAGCUGGGAGUAGCGACCGUUGCCAAGGGCGUCUGCGGAGCCUGCAAGAAGCCGAUCGCUGGGCAGGUGGUUACAGCCAUGGGGAAGACCUGGCACCCCGAGCACUUCGUCUGCACCCACUGCCAGGAGGAGAUCGGGUCACGGAACUUCUUUGAGCGGGAUGGGCAGCCCUACUGCGAGAAGGACUAUCACAACCUCUUCUCCCCUCGCUGCUACUACUGCAACGGGCCCAUCCUCGAUAAAGUGGUGACGGCUUUGGACAGAACAUGGCACCCUGAACACUUCUUCUGUGCCCAGUGUGGAGCUUUCUUUGGACCUGAAGGAUUUCAUGAGAAGGACGGCAAAGCCUACUGCCGCAAGGACUACUUCGACAUGUUUGCUCCCAAGUGUGGAGGCUGUGCCCGGGCCAUCCUGGAAAACUACAUUUCUGCCUUGAACACCCUGUGGCACCCUGAAUGUUUUGUCUGUCGGGAAUGUUUCACCCCAUUCAUCAACGGCAGCUUCUUCGAGCAUGACGGGCAGCCCUACUGCGAGGUGCAUUACCACGAGCGUCGCGGCUCGCUGUGCUCUGGGUGCCAGAAGCCCAUCACAGGACGCUGCAUCACUGCUAUGGGCAAGAAAUUUCAUCCCGAACACUUUGUCUGUGCCUUCUGCCUCAAGCAGCUCAACAAAGGAACCUUCAAAGAACAGAACGACAAGCCCUACUGUCAGAACUGCUUUCUCAAACUCUUCUGUUAGAGGCGUCCUAGCUGGGAGCUAAGCAUCUUUCUGCCUCCCCCCGGGCAGUUCUGUCUCUCUGAACAUUACUGUGAUUUCGAAACCUUCCCAGGCAGGGGAGAGGGCGGGUGGGGGGUGGGGGGUAGUGCUUGCUGCUGCUGCCUCGAGGCAGCAGCUCCAGAGACGGACCAUUAAACUGGAAAUGCCCUUGCUGCGUCUCAGCAGAGAGAGGCGAGUCCCCUGGCUCCUGUGUGCAGCUGGGUGUGACCGACAGCUGAGCUUAGCCCGAGGGCUCCACCAGGGAGCUUCUCAGCCCCCUCCUGGCAGCAGGAGCCUUAGCCAGUACAUUUCAGCCCGUUUCAGCCCGUGUCAGCGCUCUGAGCACACCCUGACGCUGGCAGACAACACAGCCCUCUGUCCUGACACCUGUCUGAGGCUCCCGAGCGGUGGCACAGCGAGGGCACCCCGCGAGCUCAGCACCACCCUGCCUCCGCUCCCUGGGGCUGCGGGCACCCCUGGCUUACCGGGAGCCUCAGCACAGGCAGCCAGGACCCUGCAAGGGUCUCUCCAGUUCCAUUACACUGUAAGGAGUUGAUACCACUUUUUUUUUGUUGUUUGUUUGAAGAGGAAUCAAGGUAUUACUGUGUUUUUUGUUUUUUGUUUUUUUCUUUUCCCCUAGUUUGUUAUUCCCUGCCCUCUCCAAGCCUCGGCCAUCCCUCCGUGUGCUGCUGCGUGCCCCUAGGGGGACGUGCGGGGCCAGGCACCUCCCUCAGCACCCAGUCCCCUCACCUGCUGCUCCCAGGAGAGGCAGCAGGGCAGCAUCGGCCCUUCUGUAGGAGCAGGGAGGUCAGGGCCAGCCUUCACCACGAGUGCCUGUGGUGUGCCUGCAUUAUCCAGCCCGAAGCUCUCCCACCCACCCUCCUCACAAGGUCGGGGAGAAGCGGAGGGGUUUAAGAAGCCAGGGAAAAAAAAAAAAUACCCACCCUUUAUAUGCUUUCUCCUUCCUCUCUUUGCUAACGAGACCUGUCAGCCCUCGGUAUUUCCUUUCUGCGCUCCUGUUAAACGUGUUCCACGGAGAGAUGCUAGAGCAAUAACCUUUUGUACUGACUGUUACCGGCAUAACCAGUCCCCGGGGGCGGGGGUGUGAGGCACACUUGGUUUUACUAUCGAAAUGAAUACUGUAUCCUGCCUUUGAUAAGAUUUCUACACUGAUUUUGAAUUCAUAUCUAAUUUGCUUUUAAUCCUCUUAUACCGAAAUUGGUUUUGAAGUGAUUUUAAGAAAGCGCCUUUUAUAUCUCGAGCUGUGCUGUGCCGGGCAGCGUGCCCGCGGGGCUGCCCCUGCCUUUGUAACCUCGACGCUGUGUUAAACCCA